Messenger RNA from Haemonchus placei, 1497 nucleotides. Lineage: Eukaryota; Metazoa; Nematoda; Chromadorea; Rhabditida; Trichostrongylidae. The record is from the annotation of a GenBank genome assembly.
AUGUCGUUCGAGACAGCGAGGUUCCGGAAUUCAAAGGUAAACAUCGAUGGUGUGUACUAUCCAGCCUUAGCUGAGAGGAUUUCUAAGGAUGAAAAUUUCUUGGAGACUUCCUAUCCCGGAGAUUGGCGUCCAAGGGAAACAGUAAAUUUCGCAAAUUGCCGAGUAUUGCAAGCACAAUCAUCCCAUCCGAUUCACAAAGGUGAUGUAAUUGAGGCACUGUUUGAACAGACGAAUGGUCAAUCAGGAUGGCAAAGAGCUUCGGUUCGCGAGAUCAAGGCCGAUUUCAUUGUGGUUGACUCGGUUGAAGGCCCACAGCAUACCGAUGUGGUGGCAGCCAACAAAUGUCGCCAUGGUGCCGUGUAUACACAAGUUAGUGCUGCAGACUUGAGGACGGAUUCCAUAGUCGUGCCAGAAGAUUUGGUUGAUCACUUUUCAAUUGAUAGAAACCUGAUGGAAUUCCAAAACACGGUGAAGGACAUCUCUAUGAGCUUUGACAAGGAAUCGCGCGAAAUCAAAUUGACUUCAUUUGGUACGAUGUCACUAAAGAAAGCAAUCGUUCUUAGUGAAAUGUUCUUCCGAGAUGUGCGUUUGAAAAACCAGCUGCGUGCUCGAGCUGAAGAAGCCGAACGUCUACUCCAACACGGCUCCACGCGCAAUGAAAAGGACUCACCUUUUGUCGACGAAUUCGAGGUUGCAGCAGAUUUGAUGGGAUUGGCAAUCGGAACUCAUGGUUCGAACAUUCAAAGAGCUCGCAACGUGGAGGACAUAGACGAUAUUCAGGUGUUUGAAGGAGGUGGUGAUGGGCAGCCGUGCAUUAUCAAGAUUUUUGCGAAAACAGCUGCAGCAGCACAAAAAGCACGUGCGCAGCUUGACUUUGGCGUUGAAUGUGUGCACGUGCCACGAUUCCUGGUAGGGAAAUUAAUUGGCAAAAAUGGGAAAUGUAUCCAGGAGAUCGUUGAUAAAUCUGGUGUGAUACGUGUUCAAAUUGCUGGUGAAGAUGAUGACAGCAUGGAUCCUGUGCCAUUUUCGUUCACUGGCACAAGGGAAUCGACAUCAAUGGCUGCUUUUCUGGUAGAUUUCCAGAUCAACCACUUGAAAGAAACCGAGGGUCUGCGCAAUAAUAUAGAAGACAUGAUGCGGCAAGCAUUCAGCAAUAAUGAGAGAUUCCAAAGAAAUUCUGAUGGUUACCAGCGUAACGGAUAUGGUGAUCGUGGUGGAUUUGAUCGACGCGGUGGUCGUCGUGGUCGUGGUCGAGGUGGUAACUAUCGCAAUGUAGGUGCACAGAAUGGAGGAUCAACCAAUGGAGGUUCGAGUACAGGAGGAAAGCCCUGGAGGGGAGAUGGUAGCCGAUACAGUGACGAGGAGUGGUCUGGAGCUGAAGAAGCAAAGCAUAGGGAGGAGCAUGGAGAUGAACAGGAACAGCGUCGUCAGGGGCGACAGCGUGGAGGAAGUGCUGGUGAGCGAGGCAGUAAUGCUGGACGACGACGUGGUACGUAA